CACAGGCAGUGUAGAGUGAAGUGCAGUGAACGGCAGAGGACACGAUGCGUGCAGUACUUUACAUUUUGAUGGUACUGGCCUCCAGUACAGCACAAGAAUAUUCUACAGAUGUGAAUAAUGAUAAGUUAAAUGCGGUGGAACCAAACCCUUCCGUUCGACUUGAUCCAUAUAUCCGAAAAGCUUUACUGAAAGCUUUGAGUGAUCUUGAAGAAAACGAAAAUAUAACCGAUAUUGAAGCGACAGAUUCAUCAUUUAGUUUACAACCGACGAGUGCAAGUGUGCAAGAUACAUCACCCACACAAACCUUCAAAGAGAAUAUACAAAUCCAUUCAUUCGUCGUAAAUGGACAGGAAGCAUUUAAAAACAGUACAAAUGUGAAACCAACUGUAUUGGAUCACAAUAUUUCAAUAUUAAGCUCAACGGUAGGUAACGUUGAAAACUAUGUAACAGCCACGUUACCUACACAAUCCCCAUUUAAUGAAAUUUUCCAAGCAAAAGAAACUGGAGUGAACUUACAACAAAUCAGAAGUAUAAGUCAAUCAAAGAAAAACUAUGCUGGUGCUGGACUUAAUAAAGUCACGAGUAAUAAGCCACGUUUGAUAUCGACAACUUCUUCUACUACCACUACUACAACAACGACGACAACAACUACUCCAAGACCUACCCACGAUGAAGAUGGACUUAACAUUGAAGAAGUAGACAAGCGUGAUGUUCAAGUAUUUCAAGCUCCUCUAGUUGCAGCCUUUACUGUACAUCAAGAUGCACAUGGAGUUCCGAAGCAAGUCGUACCAAUUUAUCAACAGAUCAAUGUCCAACAACCACUGAAGCCAGUGUUGUCUACGUCUGAAAUUAUAUCCCCUACUAGUGCUCCUAAACUAUCACAUGAGGAAUUUAUAAUACAACAACAAAAUUUACAAAAUCAGUUAGCAGAGAAACAAAGGAUAUUGGAAGAACAACUGAGGUUUUUGCAAAUACAGCAAAGACAACAAGAUGAAUUGCUGCGUAGGCAGCAAUACUUAUUACAACAAAAAGAAACUCUAAGGCAACAAAGUCUUCAGGUCAAACAACAGCAAGAACCCAAUAGUAUUAGUGGAAUACGGUCGCAGACAUCUUCACUCCAACCAAGUAUAGCAGUAGGACAAAAUACUUUGGUAGGUAAUAUACAACAACUACCCAACCGUGAAGCUGUUGACUUUCUUAUAAAUCUACGUAACCAACAAUCAGAACAAUUUCCAUUACAAAAUAAUCACCUUCCACCAGGAAUUUCAUCAUUUCUACAACCAAACUCAGCUAUAAGCUUUGCCCAAAAUCAAAACACAAUCCAAAGUUCACAGGGAAAUAGAGUAUUUCGUCAUGAAUCUGGAGUUGGUAACCUAGGAGUAAACAAUUUUAACUUUAAUAGAUUCAACCAAUUUGGUCAACCAGUGCAUACAAAUGGAUUUUUUCCCAUAAACCGACCUAAUCAACUUAAUUCAGAUGAUGAACUGAAACAUUUGCUCUUUCAAACUGGACUUAAUGGUAGGACUCAUGAAGAUUUGAACAUCGUUACCAAAGUUUUGUCUCUAAAUCACGGAAUACCAGUGAAUACAUCUAACAAACUCUUUUUUGAAGGUAGGCGACAAGUAAGACCUUUUUGAAGUUUUAAUUAUAACUUUGCACAAAGUUCAUUACAACUUAUCUUCCCAGCAUCAAAAUGCGACACAAAUCCCACACACCAUAACUAGGUGUCUUUUUACAUUAUUUAAUUGUUUCAUUUCUACGGAUGUCGGAAGUCGCAUCAAUGAUUCAUAUGAAAGCCCACAUUUUAUAUUCUAUUCUGAUUAUAACGUACAUCGUUGGAUUUACAUAUUAUAUUUAUAUACCAUUUAUGUUUCAUACAUUUAAAACAUUAUAUCUUAUAUUUUGCUUAUAACAAAAAUGUAAUAAUUGAAAUGAAAUUUAUGGAAUGUUUAUUUUAUACAUAUUAUUUAUUUUUCCAUUAGAAUACAUUUAUAUUUGGGUUUCUAUUAUUUCGUAUAGUUGUAAUAAACUUUACAACAAAGAUUUUUAGUAGUUGUAAUUAUUAUUGUUUACUUAUACAAAUCAUGUUAAGAAAUAGCCUACCAAUUGCUCUUUAGUUUUAAGUAUACAAGCAAAUACUUUAUAAACAUAUACCUGAGUAUUUUAGGUAUUUCAGAUGUCACUACAUCCAGUUUAAAGUUUAAUAAUUCUAGUCAAUAAGGAAAAUAAUCUUAAAGGGCUGUUCGUGCAAAUACAGCAGUAUUGCUUGAAAAAAAACUAACAUGCGCCUGCGAUUCCAUUCUUUAAUUGGUUUUUGGUCAUUUAUUAGUUACUUAUUUUUGUUGUACCAAACAUGCGACAGUAGGACCUAGUAGUCGUUUCGAUUAAAGAUACUAUCUUUGUGUGUAAUGUGUGAGUGAGAAAGAACGAUAAGCGAAUCCAUUUUAGAUUAUCUUCUCAAUUGACUCACCUUAUAGGAUACGAAUAAUAUUAAGUUGAUCACAAAUUGGAACAAAUUUGAAAAUGCAAAAAGAUCUUAAUGGGGCUCAGAACUGCUAUGAAAACACAAGUAUAAUUAUUGUGUUAGUGUAAGGCAUCUCAGACCUUGUCUUUAUUUCUCGCACACUUUGUUUAUCUAUGGUAGACACAUACUCUUUCUCUUUCGUUCGUUAGGCUACCAAGUCGGCAUCAGCUUUUUUGUUAAAUAGAUAAGUGAAUAAGAUUCUGCUAUUAUAUAAUUAAAACUCGAACCUAAUAGUCUAAACACAUGGUCGGAUUUGGUAUGGCCAUUGUCGGACUUAGUCUGCCGCACUGACCUGUAUAAAUACCACUGGACAGUCUGUUCCAUAUGUUUGACAGCAAUUUUUUUGUGCCUAUCUGAAGCGCCACACAAUUUUGACGUAAAAUACAAAUGGCUGCAAAGGAACGUACAAUACUCUGAAGUAUUUUUGCAUUUUGAAUUCAUUUCAUUCGUUUUCCGUGUUAUUUAUACUUCAAGAAUCAACGUUUUAAAGUACACAAUUUUAUCGUAAAUAGUUUCCCACCAUCUAUCGAUGCUUGCUGAGGUUGUCUUCAAAAGUUUUAGUACCGCUGACAUUCGCUACAUGGCCAACAGCGCCAAAAUGGCGAAUAUGAAACAGGUACAAAAGCACUUUGACAGCAGCCAGUCCAGUCGUAUAUAGUAGAGCUCAGUGGAGUACGGUCCGGACGGUAAUAAUAAUAAUUUUGUGCAUGGGCAAUGCAACAUACCAUCGAAUAUGGUCUGCUACCAAACCGCGUCCGAUUAUUCAGCCGUACCAAAUCCGAUCAUGUGUUUAGGCUAUAAGGUCAGACCUGCACGCGCAUCUCCUUAGCCGGACUUUAAAAAAAUAAAAUAGAAAGUAAUUCGCCGCAUAGUUCCGAUAUGUACAAAUCUAUGUCCGUUGAGGUAAACAUAAGUGUAUUACAUAUACGAAAUAAUUGACACCCACUCUUUGCCAUACGUGUAAGUAGUCGAUAGUCAAUUUCACAGAAGUUUUAUGAACAAACGAAUUUUUAAAUAAUUUAUUUUUAAUGUUUGUAUUUGUAAUGUUUGUUGUAACUAUUAUAACCAAAUGUGUAAUUAUAGAUUUAAAAGUA
Messenger RNA from Leptidea sinapis, 3618 nucleotides. RefSeq lists its product as uncharacterized. The record is from RefSeq and is a predicted model, not a curated record. Lineage: Eukaryota; Metazoa; Arthropoda; Insecta; Lepidoptera; Pieridae. The transcript is spliced from 2 exons. The coding region runs from base 45 to 1637 and encodes 530 amino acids.